Rattus norvegicus (Norway rat) is the source of this 960-nucleotide messenger RNA. It is a transcript of the gene Or8g34b, whose product is annotated as olfactory receptor family 8 subfamily G member 34B. NCBI's taxonomy places the organism in Eukaryota, Metazoa, Chordata, Mammalia, Rodentia, Muridae. Gene Ontology annotation, cellular component: plasma membrane; membrane. The transcript has a single exon. The record is from RefSeq and is marked reviewed. Gene Ontology annotation, biological process: G protein-coupled receptor signaling pathway; signal transduction; detection of chemical stimulus involved in sensory perception of smell. Gene Ontology annotation, molecular function: G protein-coupled receptor activity; olfactory receptor activity. The coding region runs from base 1 to 960 and encodes 319 amino acids.
AUGGCAGCAGGAAACCAUUGCACAGUGACUCAGUUCUUCUUGGCUGGGCUCUCAGAGAAGCCAGAACUCCAGCUGCCGCUCUUCCUCCUCUUCGUAGGAAUAUAUCUGAUCACCGUGGCAGGGAACCUGUGCAUGAUCACACUGAUUGGGCUCAGUUCCCACCUGCACACACCCAUGUAUUUUUUCCUCAGCAGUCUGUCCUUCACUGACUUCUGUCUGUCCACAGUUGUUACCCCUAAAAUGCUGAUGAGCUUUGUGACAGAGAAGAACAUCAUCUCCUACCCUGGAUGCUUGGCUCAGCUAUACUUUGUCAUCAUUUUUGGCAGUGCAGAAUGCUACACAUUAGCUGUAAUGGCAUAUGACAUAUAUGUUGCUAUCAGUAACCCCUUGCUUUACAAUAUAACCAUGUCUCCUCCAAUUUACUGUUCUUUGAUUUCAGUGGUAUAUGUUUGUGCUGUGUUCUGUGCAUCAGUAAUCAUGGGAUUCAUGUUUAGUAUUCAUUUCUGCAAAUCAGAUGUGAUUAACCACUAUUUCUGUGAUCUUCUUCCCCUCUUGCAACUUGCAUCCUCUAAUACCUAUAUCAGUGAAAUAUUGAUUUUAUUUUUUGGUACACUGAACAUCUUUGCCACAGUGCUGACCAUUAGUACUUCCUAUAUCUUCAUCAUUGCCAGCAUCUUUCGCAUUGACUCCAGAGAGGGCAGAUCCAAAGCCUUCAGUACUUGCAGUUCCCACAUCUCUGCUGUUGCUGUCUUCUUUGGUUCUGCAGCAUACAUGUACUUACAACCAUCAUCAGUGAGUUCAAUGGACCAAGGGAAAGUGUCAUCUGUGUUUUAUACUACUGUUGUUCCCAUGCUGAACCCCUUGGUCUACAGCCUGAGGAAUAAGGAUGUCAGUGUUGCAUUGAAAAAAACGCUUGAAAAAAUUUACAUAAGCAGAAAUCAUGUGAAGAUUAUUUAUUAG